Molecule: messenger RNA, 3702 nt
Organism: Echinops telfairi (small Madagascar hedgehog)
Lineage: Eukaryota; Metazoa; Chordata; Mammalia; Afrosoricida; Tenrecidae
Gene: SLCO2A1
Product: solute carrier organic anion transporter family member 2A1
Exons: 14
Biological process (GO): sodium-independent organic anion transport; prostaglandin transport; transmembrane transport
Cellular component (GO): membrane
Molecular function (GO): protein binding; prostaglandin transmembrane transporter activity
Source: RefSeq, a predicted model, not a curated record
GCCGCCCGCUGCUCCCGCUCCGUCUUCCACAACAUCAAGGUGUUUGUGCUCUGCCAUGGCCUGCUGCAACUCUGCCAGCUCCUGUACAGCGCCUACUUCAAGAGCAGCCUCACCACUAUCGAGAAGCGCUUCGGCCUCUCCAGUUCUUCCUCGGGGCUCAUCUCCAGCUUGAAUGAGAUCAGCAAUGCCAUCCUCAUCAUCUUUGUCAGCUACUUCGGCAGCCGGGUCCACCGCCCACGGCUGAUUGGCCUUGGGGGCCUCCUCCUGGCUGCAGGCGCCUUCUUCCUCACCCUGCCACACUUCCUCUCGGAGCCUUACCAGUACUCCCUGGCCGCCACUGGGAACAGCAGCAACCUCCAGGCAGAGCUCUGCCACAAGUCCAGGCAGGACCUGGCCCCCAGCAAAUGCCACAGCACCAACCAGGAUGCCCGGAAGGAGACCAGCAGCAUGUGGGGCCUGAUGGUGGUGGCCCAGCUGCUGGCCGGCAUCGGGACAGUGCCCAUUCAGCCCUUUGGGAUCUCCUAUGUGGACGACUUCGCAGAGCCCAACAACUCCCCGCUGUAUAUCUCCAUCCUGUUUGCCAUCGCUGUGUUUGGACCAGCUUUCGGGUACCUGCUGAGCUCGGUCAUACUGCAGAUCUUCGUGGACUACGGCAGGGUAGACACGGCCACAGUUAACUUGAGCCCCGGCGACCCCCGAUGGAUUGGAGCCUGGUGGCUGGGCCUGCUCAUUUCCUCGGCCUGCCUGGUUGUCAUCUCUUGCCCCUUUUUCUUCUUCCCUCGAUCGAUGUCCCAAGGACUGGAGGAGUCUGAUUCCAUUUCCAUGGAGGACGAGAGAAGAAAGAUAAGAGAAGUCGAGUCAAGAAAGACGCUGGUGGCUUUCAUUAAAUGCUUCCCCCGCAUCUUCCUAAAGCUCCUGAUGAACCCGCUCUUCAUGCUGGUGGUCCUGGCCCAGUGUACCUUCUCCUCCGUCAUCGCCGGCCUCUCCACGUUCCUCAACAAGUACCUGGAGAAGCAGUAUGGCACCUCUGCAGCUUAUGCCAACUUCCUCAUCGGCGCACUGAACCUUCCCUCGGCUGCACUGGGGAUGCUGUUUGGAGGAAUCCUCAUGAAGCGUUUUGCUUUCUCUUUGCAAACCAUUCCCCGGGUGGCCAGCACCAUCCUCACCAUCGCCCUUAUCUUCUCCAUCCCUCUCUUCUUCAUGGGCUGCUGCUCCAGCCCAACCGUGGCCGAGAUCUACUCGCCCAGCACAUCAAGUACUAUACAUCCACAGGCUCUCGCCUGCCGCAGGGACUGCUCGUGCCCAGAUUCCUUCUUCCACCCUGUCUGUGGCGACAACGGGAUCGAGUACCUCUCCCCGUGCCAUGCCGGCUGCACCCAGAUCAACAGCAGUUACAUUGCCUCCAAACAAAUGGUCUAUUUGAAGUGCCACUGUGUGGCUGACGGAGCCGGCUCAGCAAAUUCGGGGUCCUGCCCCAUCUCCUGUGCCCACUACCUGCUCCCCACCAUCUUCCUCUUCUCCUUUAUGGCCCUGAUAGCCUGCAUCGCCCACAACCCCCUCUACAUGAUGGUUCUGCGUGUGGUGAACCAGGAAGAAAAGUCGUUUGCCAUCGGGGUGCAGUUCCUGCUGAUGCGCCUGCUGGCCUGGCUGCCAUCUCCAGCCCUGUACGGCCUGACCAUUGACUCUUCCUGCAUCAAGUGGAGCUCACAGUGCUCGGGGAGGCGAGGGGCCUGCACCUACUAUGACAACAAUGCGUUCCGAAACAGGUAUCUGGGCCUGCAGGUGAGCUACAAGGUACUGGGAAUCCUGCUGCUCUGCUUCACCAGCUGGAGGGUGAAGAAGAACAAGGAGUACAAUGUGCAGGAGAAGGCUGCGGCGGGCCUCAUCUGACCAUCUGACCGGCCCGGAGUACACCCCUCCCUCCUGCCCACAUUUACUCAUAUUAACAACUCGUUGCCUUUUUGUUUUGUUUUUAAUGAGAAAGACAACCCCAGCCAUCAUCUGCUUCCCGGCCACCUCCUCCUCCCAAAGUCCGUAGCUCCUGAGGGUGGCCAUGACCGCCCCCCAACUGAGGGAGUGAUGACCCCCACAUGCCCAGGUUCUCCCCCAACUUGGAUGCCCAUUGAAGUCGCUCCUGCUCCUUGCCAGCCCCGAAGAGGGUAGAGGAAAGAGGCUAGCUCUCCUUCUUGCCCUCUGGCUACCUGACUGCUAUGGAGAGCAGGCUGAGAUGGGGUGGGAGUGGGUUGAGUUAUUAAUGGCCCGGAGCCAGGUCAGGGGAAGGGGCCCAGGGGCCUCUCUGAAGCGGGGAUUGCUGGGAGCCAGGGGAAGCUAGCUCCUGUCCCCCUCAGGCCUUGGCUUCUUGCCCCUAGGCGCCAUUUUGGCAGCUGCCAUGGUGGGAAGUCCCGGCAGCUGCUUCCCCCUCAGUUCCCAUGCUCAGACCCCAGCACGGUGGCUCCGAACCGCCAAGCACGGGCUGUCCACGUGCUGUUCACUUUAGCCCAAGCCAGUGCGACACGUGCCGUGCCUGUGUGUCCCUUGUACACCCGUCACGGUCACACCAUGAUGUACACCUGGGGAAGGACCGUGGGGUGGUAGUGAUAUGCAGACCCUCACCAGCACAGUCAGCAGAAGACGCUCCCCGAAUUUCCCCGAAGCAGAGGGAGACUGCGUGUGGCCUUGCCGGUUCAGACUUCAGCUUGUGUGCCAAGAAGGUGUUAAGAGAGGCAGUAAGAUGUCAGCAAAGCCAGUGGCCAAGCCAAGUAAAUGCAAACUGCCAAGCUGGAGGCAGGCAGGGUUAACAUUCCUGGUUUCAAAUAUGCUUGUAUUCGUCAACCUUUCCCCAGACGUCUCGCUUCCUCCAGCGAGGGGGGUGCCCUCUGUGGGCCUGGCAUGGGUUGAGAGAUACCACCACUGUAUGGUAGAGACUCAGAGUUAGAAGUCAGCCAACAAGGCCUUUCAUCAACAAAUGCUCUAUUUACUGGAGACCAACUUGAUACUAGGGUAGUGACUGGACAUCUCCUCAGUGCAUGGUUCCCACACAUCUCACCCCACCUCCCUUCGCUAGCCUACACCUUCCUCGCACCUAGACCACUGCUUGGUGUGGGCAGUGCUGGGGAAGAGGGGCAGCAAGAACCCAGAGAUUGUCCAGGAGGGUCUGACCCGUCCGGGGCUCCGCCAGCCUGACCUGGUGCCUGGCCCUUCACUGGACAGCGGCCAGGUGCACCAUGUCCCCUGGAGCAGCUAGUCAUCAGUCCAUGGAGCCCACUAGGACCUUGAGUGCCUCUCCUUGUGGACGAGUCCCCCAGAAGCACACUGUCCUUACGCCACACCUCCAAGAAAGCCUCCGAUAUGCUAUAUGCCACAGCCAGACUGCCAUGAGACUGAGGUCUUCAUGGAAGCCGCUGUUACAGACAGCCUUACUCCCAAAGCCACGAGCCUUAUUCCCAAAGACUGCACUCAGGAAGGGAGGCUCUAUGCAACCUCAGGGCCAGCUUCAACAUUUACAGCGGUUCUACUUAGAACACGAUUCCCUGCAACUAACCCCGGCUCUUCUUGCGGUGAUUUAACCAAUUUCUAGAGACUCUGCCUUCAUCUGAGGUCGUCAACAGUGAAUGCCAACCCUCAGACACUAGAUUGGUUGCCCUCGCAAACCUCUGCCCUAUUGUGACUGUUGCUAUUAAUAUAUUAUAAUUUUGCUACUGA